Molecule: messenger RNA, 2354 nt
Organism: Balearica regulorum gibbericeps (East African grey crowned-crane)
Lineage: Eukaryota; Metazoa; Chordata; Aves; Gruiformes; Gruidae
Source: RefSeq, a predicted model, not a curated record
CUUUUCUUUCUUUUCCAGAGCACGGUAAUUGUGGAGAAGACUGUUCAAGACCUGAUGAACCUAAUGCAUGACUUGAGCGCCUAUUCGGAUCAGUUCCUCAACAUGGUGUGUGUGAAACUCCAGGAGUACAAGGACACCUGCACCCUGGCCUACAGGACCAUCGUGCAGUCGGAUGAAAAGCUGGUGAUCAGCGCGUCCUGGGCUAAAGAUGAUGAUAUUAGCAGGCUCCUGAAAUCUCUGCCCAACUGGAGCAACAUGGCUCAGCCCAAGCAACUGAGACCCAAGAGGGAGGAGGAGGAAGACUUUAUAAGGGCUGCUUUUGGCAAAGAGUCAGAAGUUCUCAUUGGCAACCUGGGAGAUAAACUGAUCCCUCAACAGGAGAUCCUGCGGGACGUCAGCGACCUGAAGGCCUUGGCCAACAUGCACGAGAGCCUGGAGUGGUUAGCAGGUCGCACCAAGGCAGCCUUCUCCAACCUCUCAGCCACCCAGACCAUGUCUCCUGGCCAGGACAGCCAUGCCAGUCUGGAACACCUUCCUGCAUCCGAACAGAUCCUGCAAACCUUGAGUGAGCUGGCCAGGUCUUUCCAAGAGAUGGCUGACCGCUGCCUGCUGGUUCUGCAUUUGGAAGUCAGAGUUCAUUGCUUCCACUACCUGAUCCCACUGGCUAAACAAGGGAACUACGCCAUCGUUGCCAACGUGGAGAGUAUGGACUAUGACCCCCUCGUCGUCCGGCUCAACAAGGACAUCAGUGCUAUCGAGGAAGCCAUGAGCGCCAGCCUCCAGCAGCACAAGUUCCAGUACAUCUUCGAAGGUUUGGGCCACCUUAUUUCCUGCAUCCUUAUCAACGGCGCCCACUACUUCAAGCGCAUCAGCGAAUCUGGCAUCAAGAAAAUGUGUAGGAACAUCUUCAUCCUCCAGCAAAACCUGACGAACAUCACCAUGUCACGUGAGGCUGACCUGGACUUUGCAAGGCAGUAUUAUGAGAUGCUCUACAACACAGCAGACGAGCUUUUAAACCUGGUGGUGGAUCAAGGGGUGAAGUACACAGAGCUGGAAUACAUCUAUGCCCUGAACUUACUGCACCGGAGCCAGACGGGUGUGGGAGACCAAACCACCCAGAACAUGAGGUUGCAGCGGUUGAAGGAGAUCAUCUGUGAGCAGGCUGCUAUCAAACAGGCCACCAAGGACAAGAAAAUCACCACCGUGUAAUUUGCUCUGGCGCUCACGGUAACUGAGCAGCAGGGGCUGUCAGGUUGCAGGUCCAAGCCUCUGCGUUUAUGUUAUAAUCCAAGGCAAAAGCGCGUCUCUUCUGGGUGGCAUUGUACUACCGAGAAGCCAUUUGAGAUUUGGCUUUGGGGUUGUUUUGGGGGUUUUGAUGUGUAAUCACCUAAUGCUUCCUUAAUGCGUUGUCCCAAGAGUGAUUGCACAGCAGGAACAGGCAUCUUGGCGGAGGUUUGGGUGGGAUAUUUGGCUUUGCUCUGUUGCUGCUGCUUCGCCUUGAGAUGCAAGGCAAGCUGCUAGCUGGCGGGGUGGGAAAAGAGAAUAUUUCACACUGGGUUAGGUCAGAGUCUUCAGUGGAAAUUCAGACCACACUAAAAUAAACAGCACCAUGACAGUCAAGCGCAGACCUGUUGGUCACAUGUGGGAUCUUGAUGGUUUUGAAGCCAUUCCACCAGCGUUGCUGCAUGGAGCCUGUUUAAGCUCUGCCAGUACUAUUUUCGAUGACAGUUGUAGAUGCAUUAAGUUUUCUGCUGUUUCCACUGCAAAGAGGUCUAGUUGCUUAUUCCUUCGGAUAGUGAUAAGCCAGUUCUCGUAGUGGGAGGUAACUUGGGACCAUUUGUUUCCACUUCUACUUUUUCAUUAUCACAGAGCCAUAUGGCAUCGGUUUCUACAGCGCAUACUGCACUGGGUGAUGGUGGAUAUAAGAGAAAAUUGCCAAUAAAAGGUAAUAGCAAAACUUAAUUCUCUUUUUUCUGAAUAUAUCUUUUGAGUCUCCUCAGCUCAAAAGAUAUUUUGUAAUCGGCAUUUGAUGUACUGGAAGGACACGCAGGCUUUUGUAGCUCAGCAGUGAUGGAUCAGCAACGGCAGGAGGAGGGCAGGUCCCAGCUCUGCCAUCACCAUUUCUGCCCUGCCUUGACCACAUAAAGCCACCUGGUAAGAGGUUCCUUACUCACGGAGGCUGAGCAGUUUAUACCAUCCCUCCAAACCGAAAAUACACUGCACUUGUGAUUCUCAAGUAAAUUGUCAACCCAGCUGGGUUCCACAUGAUGAGAUAGGUUCUCUCUGAGCUGUGUAACUGCUUGUGUGUCAGUCUUCAAACUGCAAAAUUAAAGGAUGUUUAAAGACUCCUCAAA